Cornus florida is the source of this 2641-nucleotide messenger RNA. RefSeq names its product probable 1-deoxy-D-xylulose-5-phosphate synthase 2, chloroplastic. The transcript is spliced from 10 exons. Gene Ontology annotation, molecular function: 1-deoxy-D-xylulose-5-phosphate synthase activity. Gene Ontology annotation, biological process: terpenoid biosynthetic process. The record is from RefSeq and is a predicted model, not a curated record. Bases 230 to 2419 code for a protein of 729 amino acids. NCBI's taxonomy places the organism in Eukaryota, Viridiplantae, Streptophyta, Magnoliopsida, Cornales, Cornaceae.
ACUUCCCAAUCAAGCUCUGAUUUCUUUCUCACACACCAUUGCGUUGCUGCUACUACUUCAGAGCUCUCCAUCUAGCUUGAAGAAGUCUCUUAUCAUUUAUAAUUGGCACCAAUUCUUGGCCUGAGAGAGAGAUACACACAGAGUUUCAGCUCUUGAAAUACAGUACUAGUUAAUUUGGGUCAUAUUGUACACACCUCUUUUUUUAAAAUAAAAAGAAAAAAGAGAGAUAAUGGCUUACUGCACUGGUGUUCUCAAAAAUAGUUUCCUUCCUCUGCUCAAAUCUCAAGAUGGGUAUUCUUCUUCAAGUCUGUUGACUGCAACCACCUCUCCUCUUCCCAACAACAAGAAAAAGUACUCUUGUAGUAUGGUAACAGCAGCAGGAGCUCAGGACAAUAAUGCAAGCAUAAAGCAAUACAACACGGAGCCAAGACAGGCCAAAACCCUCAAUUUCUGCGGAGAGAAGCCUUUCACUCCUAUCUUGGAUACAAUCAACUACCCAAUUCACACCAAGAAUCUUUCCCUUGAGGAGCUUGAAAAGUUGACUGAUGAACUGAGAGAAGAGAUUGUUUAUACGGUGUCUAAGACAGGCGGCCACCUAAGUUCAAGCCUAGGAGUGGCCGAGUUAACUGUUGCACUUCACCAUGUAUUCAACACACCUGAUGAUAAGAUCAUUUGGGAUGUUGGACAUCAGACAUACGCACAUAAGAUAUUGACUGGAAGGAGGUCGAGGAUGCAUACAAUCCGACAAACCUGUGGGCUUGCUGGCUUCCCAAAAAGAGAUGAGAGCGUGCAUGAUGCUUUUGGAUGUGGCCAUAGUUCUACUAGCAUUUCUGCCGCCUUAGGGAUGGCUGUGGCUAGAGACUUAACAGGGAAGAUGAAUCACGUAAUAUCAGUAAUUGGGGAUGGAGCCAUGACAGCAGGACAAGCAUACGAGGCAAUGAACAAUGCAGGCUAUCUUGAUUCCAACCUUAUUAUCAUCUUGAACGACAAUGCUCAAGUCUCCCUUCCCACUGCCACUGUGGAUGGCCCUGCUCCUCCUGUUGGAGCUCUAAGCAGAGCACUCACAAGACUACAAUCAAGCACAAAGCUUCGCCAACUUCGUGAAGCAGCAAAAAGCAUCACAAAGCAAGUGGGAGGGCAGGCACAUGGAAUCGCCUCUAAAGUUGAUUCGUAUGUGAGAGGAAUGGUGGCUGGUUCAGGGGCUUCCUUAUUUGAAGAGCUGGGGCUCUAUUAUAUCGGUCCAGUGGAUGGCCAUAACAUGGAGGACCUGGUCCAUAUCUUAAAGAAGGUCAAGGCCAUGCCAGCCCCAGGGCCUGUUCUCAUUCAUGUCAUUACAGAGAAAGGAAAAGGCUAUGCUCCAGCUGAAAUUGCUGCUGACAAGAUGCAUGGUGUCGUGAAAUUUGAUCCCAAGUCGGGGAAACAGUUGAAAACCAAAUCCAAGACACUUUCAUACACCCAGUACUUUGCUGAGUCUUUAAUCUCUGAAGCAGAGAGAGAUGACAAGAUAGUGGCUAUCCAUGCCGCCAUGGGAGGUGGUACUGGACUUAAUUUAUUCCAAAAACGCUUUCCGGAUCGAUGUUUUGAUGUUGGCAUAGCCGAACAACAUGCUGUCACCUUUGCUGCUGGUCUUGCUACUGAAGGUGUCAAGCCUUUCUGUACUAUUUACUCUUCCUUUCUACAGAGAGGUUACGAUCAGGUAGUUCACGAUGUAGAUCUUCAAAAGCUUCCGGUGAGAUUUGCAUUGGACAGAGCUGGUCUUGUUGGUGCAGAUGGUCCUACUCAUUGUGGAGCCUUUGACACCACUUUCAUGGCUUGUUUACCUAACAUGGUGGUCAUGGCACCGUCUUGUGAGACCGAGCUCAUGCACAUGGUUGCCACUGCUGCAGCCAUAGACGAUCGGCCUAGUUGCUUUCGGUAUCCUAGAGGAAAUGGCAUAGGUUCCAUUCUUCCACCAAACAAUAAAGGAUCCCCACUUGAGAUUGGAAGAGGAAGGGUGCUAAGGGAGGGAAGUACGGUGGCCAUUUUGGGUUAUGGAACAAUGGUACAAAACUGUUUAGCAGCAGCACGGCACCUUCAAGCGCUUGGCAUUUCAACAACUGUUGCGGAUGCACGCUUUUGCAAGCCUCUUGAUGGAAAAUUGAUCAGACAGUUGGCUCAACAACAUGAAGUCCUCAUCACUGUUGAAGAAGGGUCUAUUGGAGGAUUUGCCUCUCACGUCUCACAUUUCUUGGCAUUGAACGGAUUACUCGAUGGAAACCUCAAGUGGAGGCCUAUGAUGCUUCCUGACAGAUACAUUGAUCAUGGAGCUCAAGCAGACCAAAUGGAGGCGGCUGGGCUCAGUCCUAAGCAUAUUGCAGCCACCGUGUUGUCACUAAUUGGCGAGAACAAGGAUAGCCUCCUUCACCUUGUCAAGCUAUAGAUCAAUAAUGGAGUAUUUCAUACACAUGCCACCACUUCCACCAGCUCAUAGAACUUGUACUUGGAAACGCUAUCAAGUAAACAUCACAUUCGAUAGCAAGAUGUCCUCCAUCUCCAUAAUUAUUGUAAUUUGUAAAUAGCGAAAGGAAAGCUUUUCACAGUAAGGAUUCUUGUUUGGAAGAAGAUAACAUUUUAAUUAAGACAUUUUGAGUUGAUUGCAGUA